AUGGACAAACUGGGAGCUAACAUCUCCGCUGUUGAGAAUAUUGUCAAAAGAAUCGAGAUCAAUACUCUCAUCGAAGUCAAUGCACAGAAGCAACGCGUCCUCAACUACUUCAUGAAGGCAGACCCACAAGAUGACCUGGCGACCAGUAUCAAACUGCGACAUUCAAUGACAGGGCUCUGGUUGACAGAACCCACAGACUUUAUUCGUUGGAUAGACACGCCUGGGUCCAAACUGUGGUUGACUGGUAGAUCUGGCGCAGGAAAGACUGUCCUGGCUGGGUCAGUCAUACAGGAAGGUCUUUCUCGGAGUCAUCCAAGCAACAACAUUGGGGUGGCGUUAUUCUUCUGUGACGAUAAAGACUCGAGGACCUGGGAGACUAUCAACAUCCUUGGAGCAAUAGCCAACCAGCUCGCCCGUCAGAAUAAAGAGGCACGAAGAACUGGCGAUAGGGAACACGCUACGCAUUCACAAUUCCAUUGCAUGUUGCUUCAUGGCUUGGAAAUAAGUCGGAUGUAUCCCUGA
Messenger RNA from Fusarium venenatum, 522 nucleotides. Lineage: Eukaryota; Fungi; Ascomycota; Sordariomycetes; Hypocreales; Nectriaceae. The record is from RefSeq and is a predicted model, not a curated record.